AUGCAGUUUCUGGGUCUUUUCAUGUUUGCCUUGGGUGCUGCCGCGCAAAGUAUCAGCAUUAGCAUCAGCUACAGCUACACGGCCACAGUGACAGCCACGGUCAUCGAAACGAUCACCACAUGUCCCUGUCCGACGACGACGACCACACUCUCUUCUUCGAUACUACUGCCGGACGGGACCAUUACACCUUCUUUUCCUUCGUCGAGUACCGUUGUUACUACCACAACAAGUCUGACUGGUGUUGUGCUUCCAGAUAACACCAUUGCUGCAUCUAUCACCACGUCCACGUCGUUUUCAUCGGCCACUGCCGGAAGCUACUCGUCUCCAUCUGCCCCGGUUUCGAGCAUUUCGACCUUCACCACGUCGACCAUCUCGACCACAUCCAGUACUACUACUACUACCAGCGGUGCCCCGAUCGUGACCAACGAAGCUUACAUCAACACUAUUCUGUUGCACCACAACAUCCAUCGGACCAAUCACUCGGCGAAUGCGUUGACUUGGUCUCCGUCUCUGGCUGAUACAGCUCGUGUGCUUGCCCAGACCUGUGUGUAUGGCCAUGUAACAAACAUCAACGGCGGCGGCUACGGCCAGAACAUCGGCGCCGGAUAUCCCGCAACACCUCUCGGAAUGGGCAACUUCGUCACCGAGGGCCUGUAUAACGGCGAAGUCAACAACUACGUCUCCUACGGCAGCGAGCCGGACCUCAGCCAGCUCGACUACUGGGGCCACUUCACCCAGAUUGUCUGGAAAAGUACCUCCUCGGUCGGCUGCUAUACCGCCGACUGUACGGCCUCGGGGUUGGGCGCUGUCGACGGCAGUGUGCCGCCAUAUUUCACUGUCUGCAAUUAUGCGCCGCCUGGUAUGUGUUGCGAGAAUAUCUAUAUGUCGGAUUCUGUUGGAGAUAUCUCAUAA
Molecule: messenger RNA, 912 nt
Organism: Capronia coronata CBS 617.96
Lineage: Eukaryota; Fungi; Ascomycota; Eurotiomycetes; Chaetothyriales; Herpotrichiellaceae
Exons: 2
Coding region: 1-912 (303 amino acids)
Cellular component (GO): extracellular region
Source: RefSeq, a predicted model, not a curated record